CCCCCGCCCCAGCGAUUUGUGUUGGUGUGGGUGCUGGUCCCUGUCGGGUGCGUGACAGGUGCCGGUGUGUGUCUGCGGUUUGGGACCGUGGAAGACAAGCUUACAUAAGUGGUUAGGCGAGCUGGCGUGCGGACUUGUGUGGGACGGGUGCAGGUCUGCAUAUAAAUCAUGUUCCUGCUUUCUGGGUGUGAAGCGCUCACCAACCGGGACGAGGGAGCAGAGCCCAGGAGCUUCCAGGGGACUUCCGAGCCCUCCGGUUUUGUGGUCGCAGUGUGAAAGAAGACACGCAGGAUGGCUCAAGGAUCUGGGGAUCAACGAGCAGUGGGAACUGCUGACCCAGAAGAGAGUUCUCCCAACAUGAUCGUCUACUGCAAAAUAUGGACAGUGUUGAAAUACAUAUUCCUGGAUGGAUAUAAUGCAAUUGAAGACAUCAUUACAAAGAUGCAAGAUGACAAGACAGGGGGUGUGGCCAUCAGAACAGUCAAGAGUUUUCUUUCCAAAAUUCCGAGUGUUGUUACAGGUACCGACAUUGUGCAGUGGCUUAUGAAGAACCUUUCGAUCGAGGACCCAGUUGAAGCAAUACACUUGGGAAGCCUGAUAGCUGCCCAGGGCUACAUCUUUCCCAUCUCAGACCACGUGCUCACCAUGAAGGACGAUGGUACCUUUUAUCGGUUCCAGGCUCCUUACUUCUGGCCUUCCAACUGUUGGGAACCUGAAAAUACUGACUACGCCAUCUAUCUCUGCAAGAGGACAAUGCAGAAUAAAGCAAGACUGGAGUUGGCAGAUUAUGAAGCAGAAAACUUAGCAAGACUCCAGAGGGCCUUUGCAAGAAAGUGGGAAUUCAUCUUUAUGCAAGCAGAAGCACAAGUCAAAAUUGAUCGAAAAAAGGACAAGACAGAAAGGAAAAUUUUGGAUAGUCAAGAACGGGCCUUUUGGGAUGUCCACAGGCCAGUGCCAGGCUGUGUGAACACAACUGAAAUGGAUAUCAGAAAAUGUCGACGCUUGAAGAAUCCACAAAAGGUUAAAAAGUCAGUGUACGGUGUAACUGAAGAGUCCCAGUCGCAGAGCCCUGUGCACAUACCCAGCCAGCCCAUCAGGAAAACUACAAAAGAGGACAUCCGCAAACAGAUAACAUUUUUGAAUGCACAGAUUGACAGACACUGUUUGAAAAUGUCCAAAGUGGCUGAAAGUUUAAUUGCUUACACGGAACAGUAUGUGGAAUAUGACCCCUUCAUAACGCCAGCAGAGCCAUCUAAUCCUUGGAUCAGCGAUGACAUCACUUUAUGGGACAUAGAAAUGAGCAAAGAGCCCAGCCAGCAGCGAGUAAAAAGAUGGGGCUUCUCUUUUGACGAGAUAUUGAAGGACCAGGUGGGGCGGGACCAGUUCCUACGAUUCCUGGAGUCUGAAUUCAGUUCAGAAAACCUCAGGUUCUGGCUGGCUGUCCAAGAUCUCAAGAAACAACCCCUACAGGAUGUGGCCAAGAGGGUGGAAGAAAUCUGGCAAGAGUUUUUAGCCCCAGGGGCCCCAAGUGCAAUCAACUUGGAUUCUCACAGCUAUGAGAUAACAAGUCAAAAUGUCAAAGAUGGAGGGAGAUACACAUUUGAAGAUGCCCAGGAGCACAUCUACAAGCUGAUGAAAAGUGACAGCUAUGCCCGCUUCCUCCGGUCCAAUGCUUACCAGGACCUGCUGCUGGCCAAGAAGAAGCCAGAAAGUGAGCAAGGUCGUAGAACUUCCUUAGAAAAGUUCACUCGCAGUGUGUGCUGCUGGCGCAGAGUCAGAAUGGCCGCUGCAUUUCACCCCCGAGGUGGCUUCCUUCCAGCAGUGGGGAAAGUCGCUGGCGGGCAAGCGCCUCACGGGCCUGAUGCAGUCCUCCUGACGGUUCCCAGCACCGGGCAGGGGCCCGGGCCUGCAGAGCUCUCGGGCCGGCGGCGGCGCUCCACAUCUGCGGACAGAGUUUCCUUGCGUGGAGAUUUGGUCACUGUGAAGGAGAAAGAGUGAGGGCCGUGGAAGGCAAUGGUGGGGAGAGUCGGUGGGUGAAAGGGGAGACCAGAAGGAAAGAGUCCACGGAGCCCGGGGCCGGCCAGGAGAGGCCCCUGUUUACAACCUCUCUUCCUUGUACAGUCGUGUGCCAGCGCUCCUGGUCAGGGGAGACCGUCUCAUGGGGUUCCCGGUGGACCAUCACUUAAGAUGAUAUCUUUACUAUGCUCGCUGCUCCAACUGUCUGGGGGAUCAUGCCUUAAGGCAAACACAAAAGGGACAACAGACCAUGGGAACAUCCAGUAUUACACAUCACCUCCCUGUUCUCUAUCUCUUGGGUACCACUUGGGCACCAUAGUUAUGGCCACCGUGUCCCAUCCAUCCUCUUGACUCUUCCACUCCCAGCAGCCACCUGGGUGUAAGGGGCCAGCGUGGGAUACUGUCACAUACAGUGUACCAGUCUCCUCAGCACUAAAGCAACCUCACCUCAAGUCCUUGAAGAGUGCUCCAUGGUCGUAAUGGCUGCCCUCAGUCCUGUCAAAUGUCUCAAGGGUCCAACACCUUGUGGAACCACUGAUUCGGAAAGAUUGUGUUGUUCAACAUCCAUGGAGGUUUUGAUGACCAUCUUUUUAAAAAUUAUUAUUUCAUCUUUUAUCCUGUUUUUGCCCUUCACUCCUUGGUUUUAUUUAAAAUAAAUGUGGGCCGUGAACUUGGGAGCUACUGGGAUUCUCCCCUGCACAGCCCCAGAUAGAGGAUGAGAGGGCAUCUAGCCUAGGAGGUGCCUGGUUGCAGGGCUGACAGCCCUCACAUGAUGUCAUCACUGUCAACACAGUCAGACCCUUGAUGGAUGAGGCCUCAGUGCUACCUAAAGUUGAGGCCAAGUACAGUUUGGCAGGUCCAGGUCAGAGCCUCACCAUUCCCUUCCCAGGCUCAAUCUGAGGGCUCAAAGAAUCCCACUAAAAAAUCCAGUUGCCUAAGAGAAAGCAAAACCUGCAAAAACCUACAAAAGACACCCCUGAACUCCCUUUGUGUGUGUGUCAAAAUAACUCUUUGCCAACUGAGCUGUGACAUCAUGUUUGUAAAGCACCAAGUCAUGUGCUGGAGAUGUAGUAGGUGCUUAACAAAUGGUAGCUAAUACUGUCAUUGUCAUUGUUAUUGUGAUACCUGUGAGCCCUUGGACACAGCUGUAUUAAGUAACCAGUUUUUUAAUUCAAACACUCACCGCCUCAUACACUGCUAUGAUGAUACUCCUUCAGUCUAUUUUUGGCCGCACAUGAAAAAAACCUUCCUUGGGAGGAUCUAUCUGUUUAGACACUUUGAAGGAAAUAAGUGAUCCUUGGUGUUUCUUUACUCAUGCAGGCAAAUUCACCAGCUGGUGACCAAAGUCUCAAAUGCUUCUUCGGCGUCCUGGCCUCUUGGUUGCUUCCCUGUGACCCAUUUUUCCAAUUCCCACCUCUGAAUCUUUUCUGUGUCUGCUUACACACAUUCCUGUCCCCAGGUCCCAGCCUUCUGUCCCUCACAAUGGAGCCACCCUAGGCAAUAAUUCUCCACAUUAUGGUUGUAUUCUUACAGAGUUUUGACCGCCACACCUCAGUUUUCCACCCCUGGCAAUAGUUCCUCUGUUUUUCAGAUGGAGAGGAAAUCACAGAGAUGACAUGUUGGGUUCUCCAAGUAUCCCAAAGGUGGCAAUAUAGAGCCAGAUCUCUGGUGGCCUCCCAUACACUCAGCACAAAGCCUGGCAGUUUGCAGAUACUUGAUAACCACUUGAUGAGUAAAUGGCCAUAAUGAAGCCCUACACCCAAGUUAUAGAGUCUUUCAAUUGCUCUUCACCUCGUAUUACUUUUUAUCCCCUCUUGGUUAUUUAAAUCUCUUGCUUCAAAGCAAGUCAUACUCUUGCAGAGCAUGCACCCAACUUUGCCCAAGGGAAGCUCUUCCCUGCCCAGGCCCCUGGCUAUGCUGCCACUGAGGUAGAGCUAGACAAGGGUGUUCCCAAACAAUGACACCUCUGUGCCCUCAGUUAUUCAGGGCAAGAAGCUUGGUUGCUACCUGCCCUCCCAUGGGCUUUUGGGGGGCAUUCUAAACCAGUCUGCAGACAGGAGAGGGUUGGCUUCCUGGCCAUGAUUUCUGUUCCCCUCUCUUCCUCAAAUUCUCAGCUGCUGUCCCUGAUCUAUGCUGGCCUGAGAAUUGGCCUCAUUCUGGAGGUCCCCAGAGGGCUCACUUGGAACCAAGUGGACUAUGGCACUGAGAAUAGAUGGAAGGCUUCCAAACACCUCUGGGGGCAUCCAGAGGGAACAGCAGGCUCAGUAGAGGUAAGGACAUCUCAGAGGAUUAACCUUCCCAUCCUCUCCCCACAACAGAGGAAGGCUGGGUCCUAUGACUACCAUAGUAUGCUUCUCAGCAGCUCAAGCAAGAGGUUGUAAGAAAGAGGUGCAAAAACUUUGCUCUAACCAAGUGGACCACCACUCCAAGAUCAGGCUACCAUAUAGACUUCAUAAGGAAAAAUUUAGAAAAUUGGGUCUUGGCCACGUUCCCAGUAGUAUGAUCUAGAGAGCCAAACAAUCAGGCUAGAUAAAAUAUUUGAAGACAAUUCUUUAGCAAAACAUAUCUCCCUGCACCAUUCUGCCCUCUAGAAGCCACUUGAGGUCACCUGACUGGGCAUUGUCCCUGGAUCAGAAACUUUUCUCCCUGAGGCUUCACAGAGAAAAUAUCAUUUUGGUAGCCCCUUAGCCAAAGCAUCAGGACAGUCUCUGUAAGUGACCACCAACCCAGCAGUGGUAACACACAAAGCACCAGGCCCAGAGCAUGUGACUGAAAUAACAUUUCUCUGCAUGGAGAAGGUACAACUGGUAGGUUGCAUGUGUAAAUGUCCAGCAGCAGACAGACAACAUGACCCAUGCAGUUGGAAUUCUCUGGGCUAGGGAGCAUCCUUCUCCCCUUCCAUACAGAAUUACAGCAACUUUGUUCUCCUGAGAAGCCACUGCUAUACCCUAGAAACAAUGAUAGACCCAGCUGCCAAUGCAAUUGACAGGGCCUAUGUCCACCUCCUCACUGUUGGUGAUUAGAUACUGGGCCGGCAUCCUGGAAGAGCAUCUGAGUUGCUGUUAAGUCUGAGCUCAUGGGCCCAUGCACUGAGGUUUUUUCCCCUGCAGGAUUUCUGGUAUGUUCAAACUACCUCACCAACAGAACACUAAGCCAGGAGCCUGCCCCUCUUCCUGACUGUGGAAAUUGAUGUUUUUCCUUAAAAAGCAUCCCUCUCAUUCUACUCCAAAUACCUGGGCUUCAAAAGCCACUACCAGGAAGCCUUCCCAGAAAGUGGAAAGAACUGAGAGCUGUUGUUCUUGGGCCUUGUGGAAUGUAAUGGAGGGAGCUGUUCCAGCAAGUUCCAGGAGCUAGGAAGCCCUGGGCUGAAGGAUGAUAAAGGUACCAUCAGCCUCUUAAAGAAUCUGGCUAAGAUGAAUAUGUAGCAAGGACCAUGGACUAGUCAAACAGUGGCCAAAUAAAUCACUAAUAACUCACCACGGGACCCUCCAAACACAGGCCUGUGCUUAUGUAACCAUGGCAACAGCAGAUGCCAGCAACCUACUCAUUAGUGCCACCCAGUGAUAAGGCAUCCCCUGGGCAAAGCCCAGGGGCCAUAAAGUAGCAAAGUAGCAAAUGUAGCAAUAAGGGCUCCAGGGUCCUAAAGAGACAGGGUCCAAAUGACUGGGGCUCAACCCUCUCCUCAGCCUUCGGGCUCAGCCGGCUGCUAUCAGCUGUCUGUGGGGGGGGUGAGACCCUGCUCACACUGAGGGCUCCUGUCCUAUAUUCUAUGCCCACUCACCGCAUGAUCAUGGACACGUUGGAAUGGCCUCUGCAUAGUGCAUGUGGUUCUCAUUAGUUUAUUUUUCUGGAAUUUGGGGAUUGGACCCCAGAACCAAACAUGCUGGUAACAGUCUAAAAAAUAAAUGACUUGAACCCA
Molecule: messenger RNA, 5935 nt
Organism: Cavia porcellus (domestic guinea pig)
Lineage: Eukaryota; Metazoa; Chordata; Mammalia; Rodentia; Caviidae
Gene: Rgs6
Product: regulator of G protein signaling 6
Exons: 20
Coding region: 292-1998 (568 amino acids)
Biological process (GO): positive regulation of GTPase activity; G protein-coupled receptor signaling pathway; intracellular signal transduction
Cellular component (GO): neuron projection; cytoplasm
Molecular function (GO): GTPase activator activity
Source: RefSeq, a predicted model, not a curated record